CACAGGUGGUGGCGGUAUGCACUAAAAAGUUGGUAUGCGACCCGCCAAUAAAUCCAGAUAGAAGCAGAAGAAGCUCGCGUGUGAUGUGUUUGCGUAUCCUCCGUGUUUUUCUUAGUGUAAACAGAGUCUUGUCUCUGUGUAUUUAAGUGUUUAGAAGUUGAUGAUUAGAUGUGCUGUAAAUGAGUAUAAGCUGAUCUGUCCAUGCUGGAUAUAUUGAUGAUUUCAUCACAGAAAUCUCUCAGCUGAAGAAAGAGUGGCGUUACUGAAGACAAACCUGAGGUCCCGAGGAGAUUUAGCAAGGACACUACAAUGUGUGACAGUAAACAGCGCUUACAGGAGGAUCAAACCUCCACAGAGUCUCUGGAUUCUGUCUGUAACGCUGGAGAACAACAACAGAUCCUGCAGACCACACUGAAGGUGUGUUCUGUCAAACUCUUCGACUGCACGAACCUCAUGAUGAAGAUUAAAACUGAACCUACAGAAAUAAAAACUGAACCCACAGAAAUAAAAACUGAACCCACAGAAAUAAAAAUUGAACACACAGAAAUAAAAACUGAAACCACAGAAGAGGAGUAUCACACUGAGGAAGAUGAUGAUUUUAUUCUGUCAGAUUUCUCUGGUGGUCUGGAAGGAGAGGAGGCCUCACUACUGGCUGCAGAGCAGUUUGACACAGUUUGCCAUGGUGGAAGCGAAGAGGACCUUGAUGCAGAUCAUUUAUGCUCCGAUGCACCUCCAAGGAAAAGACAGAGGGCUGAAAACACCUGGAAGAACGUCAUCAACAAGAAAAGAAGAAUGGUUGGGAAGUCAUACACUGGAAAAGAGAAGCAGAAGGAAAUAAUGAGGGAGCCACGGGCUAUGGGGCCUAGAUGUUCAUCAUCAGCAUGUGCCAAGUCAGCUAAACAUCACUGCAGUGCAAUCGGCGAGGCUGAGAGGAGUACCAUUUUCAAUUACUUUUGGCAACAGUUGACCUGGGAGGAUAAGAGGAUGUAUGUGCAGAGUCUAGUUGAUGUGGUCCCCGUGCAAAGGAGAAGGGGGGCUGAAAAUUCCAGAAGAUCAAAUUCCCUGUUUUUUUUUUUACGGGUCAGCGGGCAGAGAAGACGCGUCUGCAAAAAAAUGUUUUUGUCUACCCUAGGAAUAGGUGGGUGGUGUGCCCUAAACUGGGCAAAAGGGGGAUACACGCAAGCAGACACUGAGGGACAGACACACAGCAACGCACGUCGUUCAGUUGCAGGCCAUGAAUUCAUCUGCAGCUUUUUGCAGGACCUGCCAAAGGUGCCCUCACAUUACUGUAGAUCCACAACAUCCAAACAGUAUCUGGAACCUGUGUUUCAGUCGAUGGCUGCUCUCUAUGCAGUGUAUUGUCGCGCUGCAGCAGAGAAGAAUGUAACACCUUUGUCAAGGCAAGUGUUCGCAGAUGAGUUCAGGCGUCUCAACCUAGGCAUUUACCAGCCAAAAAAGGACCAGUGCAACAUCUGUUGUGCUUUCAAGGGCGGCAACUUACCUGAUGAGGAGUGGCAGCACCACCUCCUUCAAAAAGAAGAGGCCCGAACCGAAAAGCUGUCCGACAAAAGCAAGGCCAGCAACAAGAUCAUGGUCAUAUGUAUGGACUUACAAGCCCUCCUUUUGUGCCCAAAGCUAAAAGCCUCUGCCUUGUAUAAUAAAACAAAGCUUGCAGUUCACAAUUUCACCAUGUACAACGUGCUGACACACAGUGCUACAUGUUAUGUCUGGCAUGAAGGUGAGGGAUCCCUGUCUGCCAAUGAGUUUGCUUCAUGCAUUGUUGACUACCUCUCUGCACACACUGAGCCUGACACAUUUAUUCUGUGGAGUGACGGCUGCGGGUAUCAGAACAGGAAUGCAGUUCUAAGCAAUGCACUUCUUCUGUUCUCCAUGAAGAAAAACAAAGUCGUCAUUCAGAAGUACCUUGAGAAAGGGCAUACCGAGAUGGAAUGCGACUCUGUUCACAGUGCCAUUGAGAAGUGUCUGAGAAACCAGGAUUUGUAUCUCCCAGCGGAGUAUGUUAACUUGAUGAAGAGGGCUCGUGUGAAGCCUCAUCCAUACGAAGUCAAGUACAUCGACCACACCUUCUUCCAGGACUUCACCAAGUUGAGGCUCUGCAAGUCUCUGCACCUUGAAGUAAGGCCUGGUGACUUCACUGCCCAUGAUAUCAGGGCCAUCAGGUACAACAACAAUGGAACGAUGGACUUGAAAAUAAACCAUUCUGAUGACUGGCUUUCACAUCCGGGUCACCAACUUCGAAACUCCACCUCAGACAGCUACACAGUCACCCCACUCUAUUCGGACAGGCUAAAGAUCAAUGAGCUGAAAUUUAAACACCUCCAAGACCUGAAGGAAGUCAUCCCAAAGGACUUUCACAGCUUUUAUGACAGUUUGCUUCACUAGUUUAAUACACACAGAGCCUCACAGAUGCAUGCACACAGACAAGGGCUCUCCCUACUUACAAAUACACUCAGCGAUGGGCUUAGUAAAGCAAGCCUUAACUUUGACUUUAUCUAUGUUUAUCUGUGUCAUUGAUGUAUUGUAAAUACUGCUGUUUAUACAUGUUUUAAAAUGUUUGUAAUAUAAUAUUUGAAUUAAAUUGAAUGUUUUGGAUACCACUAUUAAAUUAGUGUUU
This is a messenger RNA of Misgurnus anguillicaudatus (oriental weatherfish), 2635 nucleotides long. The record is from RefSeq and is a predicted model, not a curated record. Lineage: Eukaryota; Metazoa; Chordata; Actinopteri; Cypriniformes; Cobitidae.